Molecule: messenger RNA, 2553 nt
Organism: Dufourea novaeangliae
Lineage: Eukaryota; Metazoa; Arthropoda; Insecta; Hymenoptera; Halictidae
Gene: SCAR
Product: wiskott-Aldrich syndrome protein family member 3
Exons: 8
Coding region: 686-2158 (490 amino acids)
Biological process (GO): actin cytoskeleton organization; positive regulation of Arp2/3 complex-mediated actin nucleation
Cellular component (GO): cytoskeleton; SCAR complex
Molecular function (GO): actin binding; Arp2/3 complex binding; protein kinase A regulatory subunit binding
Source: RefSeq, a predicted model, not a curated record
CCCCCAUCUCGGUGUGUGAGCUCCCGCAGGGAUGGCUCGUGCAGAGUUGUCGUCGUUCAUGAUAACGUAACGGAGAGACCGGACGACAACCGACCAGAACCGUAACACAGUUUCGAGCUCGUCUUUCGCGGGUGGUGCACGAUUCACGUGGAAUUAAAAGGGUUUCCCCCCGUGAAACCGGGGAUCGUAAGAACAGUUCUCUCGUUCGGGCCAAUGGGCGGAGGUUUAGGGCGGCACAUGGCUGUUGGGGCGCCGGCGGUUCUGCAGGGGGUGGUUUUCCCAACGGCUAGCUCGCACUGACCGAAAAUCCACCGUUUUCUCCACGGUCGCGGGUGUUCCGCGGCUUACGUGUGUGUCCCUUGAUCGGAAUUGCGUACGAUCGGUGGCCCGGAUCAGGGUUCGAGUAACAAGUUCACAGUGACAGUGGUAAAGAGAAGUAACUCGGUUAUAUGUCUGGAUCUCCUUAUCCAAGCGGAAAGAAGCCGCCGGAGUAAAUCAGCCUAUCGCGAGUCACGCGUGUCCUCUCGUGUGUUAGCGAUCUUGUAGUUCGCGCACGUAAAGAUCGGACGGAGGGACGACAGUGUGAUCGCCGACAAUCCCCGGGAAGAUACCCGCGAUCUUUGUGCUGUGGAACUGGGCCUGACGAGUAACAUCUCGAGAGAUUGUUUCGCUACAAGACAUACACAUGAGGAAGGCGUUCAAGAGUUCAGUGGUGUUCGACCAACAAGUUGUCUCGAGAGACACGAUGCCCACGGCGAUGUUGGAGACCUAUCAUCAAUGUGACACACCACCGCCUCUCGACAAACUUAAUGUUUACAGGGAGGACGGUAAGGACGGUCUGAAGUUCUACACAGAUCCGAACUACUUCUUCGACUUGUGGAGUCAGGAGAUGCUCAAGGACACUGAAAAGAAGUUGCACGAUCGGGGAAAGAAGCCGCAUAGGCCUCGGAACGAGGGUGGCGGCGGAGGCGGCGGCAGGCACAAGAAGCGUAUAAGGCAGCCACAUAACACGAGAGAAAGGCAAAGACAAUUGGCUGUCGGGCAUGGGGAGUACAUUAUGCCGACGCAAGGUGUCCAAUACAGGGCACCCCAUAACAUACCCGACGAAUCGUUGCUGGGCAUGGUGAUGACCGAACCACGGCCGCCCAGGCCAAACAGCAUCGAACUUAGACGAAGUUAUCCGCCGGAGGAGCAACAUUUGUACAGCCCUCCUUCCUCCGAUCACUAUAGGGCAGCAAAUUACGCAACUCAGGGCUAUGAAGACAAUCUGUACGGCUCACACUAUGGUCCCGGACAAGGGCAAGCGGGUAGCGAGACGUAUCAGAGUCCUGGUGGCCAGAGCACCCCAAGUAGGAGCGGUAGAUCGCGGCCAUCGCAACCACCACCAGCUCCACCAAGCAAUACUUCUAGCAAUUCAACCCCUACCGUAGCCUCUGCUAAUAAUACACCGACUCGAGGAAGGUCGAUGAGUACCAGCAGGGAUACUCUUCCGCCACCACCUCCGCCACCUGGUGAAACUAUGUCUCCACCUCCUAUGAAUGGUUCUAUACCGUCGCACCUAUUGAACAGGAGUGGAAGUCGUUCGAACAGUCCAUUACCAAGUCACCACUCCACGCCUACUCCGCCAAAUCAUUCAACGCAAAUCGGAGCGGAUGAAACCGAUCCAGCAGCGCCCCAAGAUUUGCCGCCUCCACCCCCAACCCCGGAUCCCACACCGCCCAGACCUAUUUCUCCGCCCUGUAAUAUCCCGCCCCCGCCGCCUCCACCGCCUCCACCGCCACCUGUUACUAAUGGACCGACGCCACCGUUACCCCUAACCAACGGCGACAUUGCUAGAAUGAUAGCGACCAAUCCGCCGAAGCUGAAACCCCUGAAACCUCUGAAGAAUAACGUGGACGGGCAAUUGAGGAAGCCCGUUAAUCCGAACAUCCCCCUUGUCGAUCCACGAAACGAUCUACUUAAAGCAAUUAGAGACGGAAUAAAACUGCGCAAAGUGGAGAAGAUCGAGCAAAAGGAAGUGGAACGCGGGAAUACGUUGAACGACGUAGCGUCCAUAUUGGCACGACGCGUCGCCGUUGAGUUCAGCGACAGUGAUUCAGCGUCAGAAAGCGAGUGCGACAGCGAGGGAUGGGGCGAACAAGAAACAAAUCUCGCGUGACAAACUUCGCUGUCAUCCACUACCACUACCACCGCCACCGCCACCUAAACCAAAUGGCUGACGAAUUUUUCUUGUCUUCUCUUUUCUUUUCCGUUUCGUUCAUUGGCAACGUAAUCGCAAUCUUUAUUGCUUAAGACACAUGAAAUUCGUCGGAAGUUUGGAAGCAAGUGGGAAAGACUUGUCGGACGUGAAAGUAGAAUCAGAACCAGCGAAUUCACACUCGAUGGUUUACGUUUACGUUAAGUUGGGUUAGUACAGAGAAAAAGUAACAGAAAGUUACAUAGACGUAGUACCAUUAUUAGAAGCAUAAACGUAAUUGUCAGGACAACAAUUAUUUUGUUGUACACCGUUUCGUCGCCUUUAACAGGGUUACUUUCGUUUGUUCGUAACGGAGA